AUGGCUUCCUCGUCGGAACCCCACCACUACGACCACCACCAUGUCAACCACAUCUCGCGCAUCAUUCAAUCCACUGCUUCCAAUCUUUCCUCUCUCCUCACCCCCAAAACGACGCCGUCAGCAACACCUCCGGUCAAUUCACCCUCAAAGAUUUGCGCUCCACUACUCUUCGCUGACUCUUCAGCAGCCGCAAUUGAGUCGAUUCAGUCUCUGUCGUUUUCUUCAAAGCCAUCUUCUUUUUCAUCGUCGUCGUCAGCAAUGAAAGGCAUGCCGUCAGAGUCCGGUUCGGCGUUUCCUUCUACAGUGAGGAUUUCUGGUCUGAAUUCGCCAGGGAAAUCCAGUGGGCCGGCCUUUGUGGGCCAGGUUUUCAGUAUGUGUGACCUUUCUGGGACUGGUCUCAUGGCUGUCUCCACUCACUUCGACAUUCCCUUCAUCUCCAAAAGAACACCAGACUGGCUUAAGAAGAUGUUUUCAGCAGUUAUUAAGAGUGAGAGGAAUGGCCCUGUUUUCCGCUUUUUCAUGGAUCUGGGUGAUGCAGGUAAUAUUUCAUGAUGCAUCUGUUUUUCUUUUACUUUCCCUCUUAUUCUUGCUUCCCAAGGAACCAGUUUUAUUCAUCCACCCAAGUAUUGCGGGUUCAUAACGGUAAAAGAACCCGCAACACUGGUUCUGUGACCAUUAUGAGGGCAAGGUUACCUAUCAUUUGCCUUCCCAAACUCCACUAUAGGCAUGAAUGUGAUCCAUGCAUGUUUAAAAGUUUUUUUUUU
Ilex paraguariensis (yerba mate) is the source of this 764-nucleotide messenger RNA. The record is from the annotation of a GenBank genome assembly. NCBI's taxonomy places the organism in Eukaryota, Viridiplantae, Streptophyta, Magnoliopsida, Aquifoliales, Aquifoliaceae.